Suillus discolor is the source of this 2094-nucleotide messenger RNA. RefSeq names its product kinase-like domain-containing protein. The transcript has 3 exons. Gene Ontology annotation, biological process: negative regulation of glycogen biosynthetic process; intracellular signal transduction; protein phosphorylation. The record is from RefSeq and is a predicted model, not a curated record. Gene Ontology annotation, cellular component: cytosol; nucleus; cytoplasm. The coding region runs from base 338 to 1930 and encodes 530 amino acids. Lineage: Eukaryota; Fungi; Basidiomycota; Agaricomycetes; Boletales; Suillaceae. Gene Ontology annotation, molecular function: protein serine/threonine kinase activity; ATP binding.
AUCAGCCCGUCUCCCCUUAAGCUUCUAGUCUGAUUAUGAAUGGGCACAUCAGAUUAUAAUGACGGUGGUCAUCGAAAUGUUCAGGAGACAAGAAAAGGAUGGAAAAGUGGAUUUGUGAUAAUUGUGCCACCGGGACGAACCUUGCCUGCUUUGGAUCGGUUGGCACGCUCUCUGGAUUCCAAGUGGUAUAUCCCGAGAAAGCCACUUCCAUCGAUGUGGUUCAACAUUAUAUCUCUUGAACUGAGACUUUCAUCUUUCCAGCGUUGGUGCAACAACUUGAACGGGCAAGAUACAUCCUAUCUCGGCUUUGCACACAUCAUCAGCUCUGACUUACUCCAUGCCAUCAUCACCUUUAACUCUUAAAAUGCAGAGCUCUCGUCGUUUAGCUGCACUAUUCACUAAUAGCCGUGAUGCUAGUCACGAGAAGUCUCGCUGUCCGGACACAAGUCUCUCCAGCUCACUCGUUGAACGCCGAAAUCCAAAGGAUGGAGAUCGCGCCGAGUUUCAUUCGGAUAGCAGCAAUAACAUUUCGGAGUAUCUUAAUCUUGACCUGCCUUGUCCAUACCUCCCAUCUCGCCCCGUAUCUUCUUCAUCCGCGAUUCAUCCGUCAAAUUGUUGCCCUUCACCGUCCCCAUUCGCUCGUGACGUCGAAAUACGAUCCCUCUUGCUCUCGUACGAAAAUGAAUAUCCCUCUCCAUCCUCAAUUAUCGAAUCUCCUUUACCAGUUGUAUCUAUUCCUGCUCUUCACCCAGCAUCUCUUUUGGGCCGUAACUACUCCCCUCGCUUUCCGGAAGACCACAGGCUCCUCGAGACCUUUGUUCAUGAUUACCGCCUUUGCGAUGAACUCGGCUCAGGUGGAUAUGGUUUUGUAAUGACCGCGGUCGACCGCCAGGAGAACAUUGAGGUCGCUGUCAAAUUCAUCAUCAAAGAAAAGGUCCCGGAGCAAGCGUGGAUGGAGGACGAGGUCUAUGGUCGAAUCCCCAUAGAAGUACUGGUACUUCAUCUCGUAGAACACGAGAAUAUCAUCAAGUGUCUCGAAUUCUUCGAGGAUGAGCUCUUUUUCUACCUCGUUCAAGAACUCCAUGGUUCUCCGUGGCACAAACGCAAAAAAUCGCAUGAUGCUCAUCCGCAUUCUGCCCUUGAUGAGAUCAUUAUCCCGCACUUCAGCUCGCCACCCCCCGUAUUAUCUCCCGCUGCGUCUGAAUUUUCGGUUCCGGAUUCUGAGCCAGAAACUCCACCGCAGGAUUCAGGACAUCUUCCGGCCUCAGUUCUCGUAGAAGGAUGCGAUUCACCCUUAACUGAUGACUUGCAGUACCACUCACUUCAUCUCUCGCGCAAAACAUCUACUCUCGAACCACCUCGUCCUUGUUAUACGCGCCGCCCCUCCCAUGACCUUUUUGAAUGCAUAGAACAGACAAAAUAUAAGCGCCUCUCAGAGAAACAAGCCCGGUAUAUCAUGGCCCAGGUGGUUGAGGCAGUACAUUACCUCGAUAGUCGAGGAAUUUAUCAUAGAGACAUUAAAGAUGAAAACCUUGUCAUCGACAAAGACUUCAAGGUCAAACUCAUAGACUUUGGCAGUGCCGCAAUAGAGAACCCUAAUGAUACGUCCCCAUACUACAAACUCUUCUUUGGUACUACUGCGUACGCCGCCUCGGAGGUGCUCCUUAAGCGAUCCUACCAAGCCGCGCCUGCCGAGAUCUGGACCCUCGGUGUGCUGAUGUCAUACUUGUUGACCGGGAUGUCCCCAUUCCCCACCGAAGCGGAUGCCAUUGCGGGGCACAUCGUCCUAUCCGAGCUGCCAGGGAAGGGGCUCGGUGACUCAUGCCUGCAUCUCAUGGGCAGGUGUCUCGAACCCAACCCUCAGCUACGUGCCAAAAUCAACGAGGUGCGCGGACAUCAAUGGCUGAAGGGCGCUUUGGAUGGUGUGUAGCUCUUAUCCUCUUAUCCUCUGUCGGCCCAUUUUCUUCUGUUUACAUAUACCUUUGCAUGAGCACGCUGUCUUAGAAUACACACCCACUAGUACUCAUGUACUCGCUAUACCUCUUUGUCGUAUCUUAACUUGAUGUGGCGGUGUAGGCUGUUUAGGUAAUUCAA